This is a messenger RNA of Patiria miniata (bat star), 2060 nucleotides long. It is a transcript of the gene exosc8, whose product is annotated as exosome complex component RRP43-like. Gene Ontology annotation, cellular component: nuclear exosome (RNase complex); cytoplasmic exosome (RNase complex). NCBI's taxonomy places the organism in Eukaryota, Metazoa, Echinodermata, Asteroidea, Valvatida, Asterinidae. Gene Ontology annotation, biological process: exonucleolytic trimming to generate mature 3'-end of 5.8S rRNA from tricistronic rRNA transcript (SSU-rRNA, 5.8S rRNA, LSU-rRNA); TRAMP-dependent tRNA surveillance pathway; nuclear polyadenylation-dependent rRNA catabolic process. The record is from RefSeq and is a predicted model, not a curated record.
GGCUGUUUUAUGAUAAUUGCAACUAUGAACAUGAAACAGUCCACUUUCGAUGCACGUGAAGAUGGCCGCCGAUUUCAAGACUGCUCAACCAGUUGAGUACUACAGAAAGUUUCUGAAAGAAGAUAUCCGCCCAGAUGGCAGAGAGUUGGGGAAAUGCCCAACCAUCCUAAAUGUUGGUUCCAUAACAACUGCAGAUGGCUCGGCACUGGUGAAGCUUGGGAACACGACCUGCAUCUGUGGCAUCAAGGCAGAAUUUUGUACGCCGAAAGAAGACCAACCAAAGUGUGGAAUUAUAGUUCCCAAUGUGGAGCUACCCCCGUUGUGUUCCUCUCGCUUCAAGCCAGGCCCUCCCAGCGAACAGGCUCAGGUUGUCAGUCAACUGGUUGCCGACGUCAUCAGCAAUGCCAGAAGCAUUGAUCUAGAAUCUUUGUGCAUUGUUGAAGCAAAGCUAUGCUGGGUGUUGUUCUGUGACAUUGUAUGUCUUGACUAUGAUGGGAACAUAGUAGAUGCCUGCCUGGUAGCACUUAUGGCAGCACUUAGAAAUGUGUUGCUACCAGAGGUGACUAUAGAUGAAGACACGCAGCUUCCAGUCACGACGUCAGACAAGACGCUGCCCCUCACCAUCCACAACACACCUGUGGCUACCACCUUUGCCAUCUUUGACGAUUCUAUUUUACUGGCCGACCCAACCAAUGAAGAAGAAUGCAUAGCAACUGGUGAAGUGACCAUCGUGGUGACUGAGGAUGAGAGACUUCAUGCAGUACACAAACCAGGGGGCAGCCCACUAUCUGCUGACCAGCUACAAGACUGCAUCACGAGAACACAAACCCGAUCCCAAGAAGUACAGAGGCUGAUACAAGACACAAUUAUCAGUGUAGAGAGAUGAAAGAAGUCAGGUUUUUUAUUGUUUUAUUGUCUGAAAAGGUUCAGAUAUUACAUUUUUUUCUUUUUAACCCCUAAAAAGUUGUUAAAGAUUCAAGGUUUGUGCUCGGCAAAAAAAAUAUAAUGCACAAUUUUUAGGGAUUCUCGCAUGUCACACUUGAUAAGGAAUCAAAAUAUUUCUGCCAAACCAGGUGGAUUAAUUUUUACUUUAUUAAUUUCUUUACUUGAGUUUAUUUCAGGGCCCCCUCAAAUAUUGAACAUUUCUUUAACAUUUAGUGUCAUUAAUGGUCGAUGAAAUGUCUAAUUGUGCAGCGUGAAAUAAAACAAAUACUUUUCUAUACAUAAAUUUGUUCAUGUGCUUGUUCACUAGUGCCUUACUUUGUUUCAAAAUACAAUUGAGUACAAGUUUCAGAAUUUGUUGACAACAGAAUUUUAUAAAUGUUAAUAUCAGAUUUUUUGCAGGUUCUUAGCAUUUGAAGUUCUCCCUCCAAUGUUUUCAUUCUUCCUGCCACAAUGCGAUAAAAAUAAACAUUCAAAAAUAUAAUUGAGGAAACAAGGUGGCUUUAAUCGAAACUUAAGCACACAAACUGACAAAACCCUACAAAUUGGACUAUAAAAAUGCUUCUCUGUUCCGUAAGCACCAAAUUGAGAAAAUCUUAUUUCUUAAGACCAUUCUGACAAAAUCCUUUAUCAUGUCUGGGUAACCUUUUUCAUACAUGUUUUAUUUGUACGCUUGAAAUUCAGCAGGUCAUAAACGGCUAAUUUUAGUUGAAGCUGAACUAUCAUUUUUUUACCAGUAAGUAAAAAAAAAACCAAUUAUUUUCUCUCUAAAAAAUUGGAAAUGAAGGCCUUUUCUACACACUGGAUUUACAUGCAACAACCAGAACUUGUGUCUUCACUGAAAUUUAUGGUAAAAAAAUGAUAUAUAAAAUCCAAAUUGUAAAAAUUCAAGCUGAAACACUGUUGAUCAACAUUUUGAUGCAUAAAAAAUGUAUAAACAUGAACCAUUUACACUAACAUCUCGUAUCUGCUGUAAGUUAUAAAUGACAUUACCACUGAAAUUUAUAUAAAAAUCUUCAUUACUGAAAUGUCCAUGAUUACGAAUACCCAUUCUUCAUCUACUAUACUUGACGAAUUCACUGGUGCAUUUAUCUUCUAUAGUGCAUAAUAAGUUCUAA